GGAGGCUGGAUUGGUGCAACCAGAGACAAAUUGGCGCCAUUUUGAAGCCGGGAGGAGGACCAGAUCUGCAGAAGGAGAGACGAUUGGCCGCUAUUCAUCAAACUAGGGAGCACUGAGCUGAGAGCAUGGCUCACUCCAAGACCCGGGCCACCGAUGGGAAGAUCACCUACCCCCCGGGGGUCAAAGAGAUCUCCGACAAAAUCUCCAAGGAGGAGAUGGUGCGCAGGCUCAAGAUGGUGGUGAAGACCUUCAUGGACAUGGACCAGGACUCUGAGGAGGAGAAGGAGCUCUACCUCAACCUGGCCCUGCACCUGGCCUCCGACUUCUUCCUCAAGCACCCGGACAAGGACGUGCGUCUGCUGGUGGCCUGCUGCCUGGCGGACAUCUUCCGCAUCUAUGCCCCCGAGGCGCCCUACACCUCCCCCGACAAACUCAAAGACAUAUUCAUGUUCAUCACAAGGCAGCUGAAGGGGCUGGAGGACACCAAGAGCGCCCAGUUCAACAGAUACUUUUAUUUACUCGAGAACAUAGCCUGGGUGAAGUCCUACAACAUCUGCUUCGAGCUGGAGGACAGCAACGAGAUCUUCACCCAGCUCUACAGAACGCUGUUCCAAGUGAUCAACAACGGGCACAACCAGAAGGUGCACAUGCACAUGGUGGACCUGAUGAGCUCCAUCAUCUGUGAGGGGGACACUGUGUCGCAGGAGCUGCUGGACACUGUGCUGGUCAACCUGGUCCCUGCACACAAAAACUUGAACAAGCAGGCGUAUGACCUGGCCAAAGCCCUGCUGAAGAGGACAGCGCAGGCCAUCGAGCCCUACAUCACCAACUUCUUUAACCAGGUGCUGAUGCUGGGGAAGACGUCAGUGAGCGACCUGUCGGAGCACGUCUUCGACCUCAUCCUGGAGCUGUACAACAUCGACAGCCACCUGCUUCUGUCCGUGCUCCCCCAGCUGGAGUUCAAACUGAAGAGUAACGACAAUGACGAGCGGCUGCAGGUGGUGAAGCUUUUGGCCAAAAUGUUUGGGGCGAAAGAUUCGGAGCUGGCAGCGCAGAACAAGCCCCUGUGGCAGUGUUACCUGGGCAGGUUCAACGACAUCCACGUCCCCAUCCGACUGGAGUGUGUGAAGUUUGCCAGCCAUUGCCUUAUGAACCACCCUGACUUAGCCAAAGACCUGACAGAGUACUUAAAGGUGAGGUCCCACGACCCGGAGGAGGCCAUCCGGCACGAUGUCAUCGUUUCCAUAGUGACGGCCGCCAAGAAGGACCUGGCCCUCGUGAACGACCAGCUGCUGAACUUCGUGAGGGAGCGGACGCUGGACAAGAGGUGGCGGGUACGCAAGGAGGCCAUGAUGGGGCUGGCCCAGAUCUACAAGAAGUACUCUCUGCAGGGGGAGGCGGGGAAGGAAGCCACCAAGCAGAUCUCCUGGAUCAAAGACAAGCUGCUACACAUCUACUACCAGAACAGCAUCGACGACCGGUUGCUUGUGGAGCGCAUCUUUGCCCAGUACAUGGUGCCCCACAACCUGGAGACCAUGGAGAGGAUGAAGUGUCUGUAUUACCUGUAUGCAACGCUAGACCUUAACGCUGUGAAAGCUCUGAAUGAAAUGUGGAAAUGCCAGAACAUGUUGAGACACCACGUCAAAGACCUGCUGGAUCUCGUCAAGCAGCCGAAAUCCGAGGCCUGCAGCAAGGCAGUGUUCUCCAAAGUCAUGGUCAUCACAAGAAACCUACCAGACCCUGGCAAAGCCCAGGACUUUGUGAAGAAGCUGGCCCAGGUUCUGGAGGAGGACGAGAAGAUCCGGAAACAGCUGGAGACGCUAGUCAGCCCCGCCUGCUCCUGCAAGCAAGCGGAGGGAUGUGUGAGAGAGAUCACAAAAAAAUUGGGAAGCCCCAAGCAGCCUAGCAACCCCUUCCUGGAGAUGGUGAAGUUCCUGCUUGAGAGAAUCGCCCCGGUCCACAUUGACACAGAGUCCAUCAGUGCCCUGAUCAAACAGGUGAACAAGUCCAUAGACGGCACAGCGGACGACGAUGACGAGGGCGUGCCCACUGACCAGGCCAUCCGAGCUGGCCUGGAGCUUCUCAAGGUCCUGUCCUUCACCCACCCCGUGUCCUUCCACUCGGCCGAGACCUUCGAGUCGCUGCUGGGCUGCCUGAAGAUGGACGACGAGAAGGUGGCGGAGGCCGCCCUGCAGAUCUUCAAGAACACGGGCAGCAAGAUGGAGGAGAGCUUCCCGCACAUCAAGACUGUCCUGCUGCCAGUACUGCAGCAUAAGGCAAAGAAGGGCCCGCCUCGCCAGGCCAAGUACGCCAUCCACUGCAUCCACGCCAUGUUCACCAACAGAGACACGCAGUUCGCACAGAUUUUUGAGCCUCUCCAUAAGGGUUUGGACCCGGCCAGCCCGGAGCAGCUCAUCACCCCCCUGACCACGCUGGGUCACCUGGCCAUGCUGGCGCCCGAGCAGUUCGCUGGCCCGCUCAAGUCCCUGGUGGCCAACUUCAUCGUCAAGGACCUGCUCAUGAACGACCGGGUUCCUGGUAAGAAGACGACCAAGCUGUGGGUUCCAGAUGACGAGGUGUCCCCGGAAACUCUGGCGAAGAUCCAGGGCAUCAAGCUGAUGGUUCGAUGGCUGCUGGGGGUGAAGAACAACCUGAGCAAGUCUGGCAACUCCACGCUCAGGAUGCUGACGGCCAUCCUCAACAGCGACGGGGACCUGACGGAGCAGGGGAAGAUGGGGAAGCCGGAUAUGUCGCGGCUCAGGCUGGCCGCGGGGUGUUGCGGUGUUGAAGCUGGCCAGGAGCCCUGCUAUCACGAAAUCAUCACCCUGGAGCAGUAGCUCUGCGCCCUGGUCAUUAACGACGAGUGCUACCAGGUGCGGCAGGCCUUCGCCCAGAAGCUGCACAAGGGCCUGUGCCGGCUGCGGCUGCCGCUGGAGUACCUGGCCAUCUUCGCCCUGUGCGCCAAGGACCCCAUGAAGGAGCGGCGGGCCCACGCGCGCCAGUGCCUGGUCAAGAACAUCCACAUCCGCCGGGAGUACCUGAAGCAGCACGCUGCUGUCAGCGAAAAGCUCUUCUCUCUGCUUCCGGAAUACGUGGUGCCGUACACCAUCCACCUGCUGGUGCACGACCCAGACUACGUCAAAGUUCAGGACAUCGAGCAGCUGAAGGACAUCAAGGAGUCCUUAUGGUUCGUUUUAGAGAUCCUGAUGGCGAAGAAUGAGAACAACAGCCACGCGUUCAUUCGGAAAAUGGUGGAGAACAUAAAGCAGACGAAGGACGGCCAAUUGCCCAACGACCCCAAGAUAAACGAGAAGCUGUACACGGUGUGCGACGUGGCCAUGAACAUCAUCAUAUCCAAGAGCACCACGUACAGCCUGGAGUCCCCCAAGGACCCCGUCCUGCCCGCCCGCUACUUCACCCAGCCCGACAAGAAUUUCAGCAAUACGAAAAAUUAUCUCCCUCCAGAAAUGAAAUCCUUCUUCACUCCGGGAAAGCCCAAAGCUGCCAACGUCCUGGGGGCCGUGAACAAGCCCCUCUCCACCGCGGGCAAGCAGCUGCAGACCAAGUCGUCCCGAAUGGAGACCAUCAGCAACGCCAGCAGCAACUCCAACCCCAGCUCGCCCGGACGCAGCAAGGCCAGGAUGGACAGCACUGAGAGGGACCACAGCGAAAACGAAGACAUCACCAUCAUGAAGAGCUCCCCCAUGCCCGGGAAGAAGGGAGACAAGAGGGACGACUCUGACCUGCUGAGGCAGGACAGCGAGAAGCCCCGCGGGAGGAAACGAGCCCCCCCGCCCAGCCAGGACGACGACUCGGGCGCGGACCCCAAGCCCAAGCGGGGGCGGAAGAAGGCGGCCAACGCCAGCGCGGGGGGCGAACCCGAGGAGCCGUGGGCCGAGGAGAGCCGCGUGGCGGACAUCGCCCUGGAGACGGAGGACGAGCAGAACAGCCCGCCCAAGAAGGCCCGCCGGGGACGCCCCCCGAAAGCGGCCACGCCCAAGGAGGACACGCCCAGCAAGGGCCGGCGGGGCCGCAAGAAGGCCGCCCCGCCGCCGCCCCCCGAGGAGGAGCCCGAGGAGGAGGAGGAGGACGGGGAGGAAGACCGCAACAGCGAGAACACGGAGGUGAAGCCCAAAGUGGGGAGACCGGCCAAGACCCCCCGGCGGUCACAGCAGAGGGUAGAGGCUCCGGAGGCCACAGACGAAUCCGUCGAGUCCACGCCUCAGAAGAGGAGAGGGAGACCGCCCAAAUCUGCCCAACAGCCAGCCAAGAAAAGCACCCGAGGGGGGCGCUCCAGAGCGGCGGCCAGCAAAGAGAACGAGUCGGCCGACGAGGUGGAGACGUCCCAGCAGAGCGUGGAGGACGAGGAGGAGGAGGCCGAGGAAGAGCAGCAGGAGGAGGACGAGGAGUACACCACGCCAAAGGUGCGGCGAAAGGCGGGCAGGGGGAACAGAAGAUGAGCGUGGAGGAUUUUAGGGUGCCGGAGAGAGCCGGAGGAGGAGGAGGAGGAGGAGGAGGAGGAGGGGGCGUUAUCACGAUCCGUCCUCCAGUGCUCUGGGCCA
This is a messenger RNA of Anguilla anguilla (European eel), 4562 nucleotides long. RefSeq names its product PDS5 cohesin associated factor B (gene pds5b). Gene Ontology annotation, cellular component: chromatin; nucleus. Lineage: Eukaryota; Metazoa; Chordata; Actinopteri; Anguilliformes; Anguillidae. Gene Ontology annotation, biological process: mitotic sister chromatid cohesion; DNA repair. The record is from RefSeq and is a predicted model, not a curated record.